CCCCUCCCUUGCCCUCCCCUCCCCUCCCCCCCGCCCUCCGCCCUCCGCCCCGGCCGGCUCGCCCCGCCCCGCGCAGGACGGAAACCGAAAGUGCGCGGCGCCAGGGACAGGACGCGGCCCGGCCCAAUGCCGUGUCUGGGAGAUAACCAGUAACUCCCGAGCUGGGCAGAUUUCCAGAUAACGGAGCGUGAAGGCGGAGGGGUCUGUCCGCUCAGACAUGGAGGACAGAAGACCUUGUCCAGAGGCCAGACCCAGGAACCCCCAUGCUAAUCCCAGAGGGCCUGUGGAUGGAGAAUUACCACGAGGUAGAAAUCAAGCCAAUAACCCCGCCAAUGCUUUCCGAGGCGCCCACCAGCCGGGGAGGCAUCCUCGGGCCAGUAACCACCCCGUUCCUUGCCGGCAAAGGGAGGAGAGGUUUGCAGCCAUGGGCCGGAAUCCGCACCAGGGACGGAGGAACCAUGAGGGACAUGCCAACGACGAGCCGCGAGGCCAGAGGCGUGGUCAAGAGAACGACACCAGGCGGAGAACUGGCAACCAAGAGGGGAGGAACCGCAGGCCACCGUGGUCUGAGGAAAACUUCCAGCCGUGGCGGACCCCCCACCAGAAGCCUCCCGAGCAGCCGCAGCAGAUGAAGAAGCUGGGCUACAAGUUCCUCGAGAGUCUCCUGCAGAAAGACCCGUCGGAGGUGGUCAUCACGCUGGCCACGAGCUCCGGGCUGAAGGAGCUCCUGUCUCAUACCUUCAUGAAGUCCAACUUCCUUGAGCUCAUCUGCCAGGUUCUUCGCAAGGCUUGCAGCUCCAAAAUGGACCGCCGGAGCGUGCUGCACGUCCUGGGCUUGCUGAAGAACUCCAAAUUCCUCAAAGUUUGCCUGCCAGCAUAUGUGGUAGCCAUGAUCACCGAGCCCGUCCCCGAGAUUCGAAACCAGUACCCGGAACAUAUCGGCAACAUCAUCUCCCUCCUGCAGGACCUGGUGAGCGUCUUUCCCGCCAGCUCCGUGCAGGAGACCUCCAUGCUCAUCUCCCUCCUGCCGGCGUCGCUUAAUGCCUUGAGAGCCUCUGGCGUGGACAUAGAGGAGGAGACAGAGAAGAACCUGGAGAAAGUACAGACCAUCAUUGAGCACUUGCAGGAGAAGAGGCGAGAGGGCACGUUGAAAAUAGACACGUACACGCUGGUGCAGCCGGAGGCAGAGGACCAGGUGGAGAACUACCGGACCAUACCCAUCUACCCUACCUACAACGAGGUCCACCUGGAUGAGAGGCCGUUCCUCCGCCCGAACAUCAUUUCUGGGAAGUACGACAGCACCGCCAUCUAUCUGGAUACCCACUUCCGACUUCUGCGGGAAGAUUUUGUCAGACCGCUGCGAGAAGGCAUUUUGGAACUUCUCCAGAGUUUCGAAGACCAAGGCCUGAGAAAGAGAAAGUUUGAUGAUAUCCGAAUCUACUUUGACACCAGGAUUAUUACCCCUGUUUGCUCCUCAUCUGGCAUCGUCUACAAGGUGCAGUUUGACACGAAACCACUGAAGUAUGUUCGCUGGCAGAAUUCCAAGCGACUGCUCUACGGGUCCUUAGUGUGCAUGUCCAAGGACAAUUUUGAGACGUUUCUUUUUGCCACGGUGUCUAACCGGGAACAGGAAGAUCUCUGCCGGGGAAUUGUUCAGCUCUGCUUCAACGAGCAGAGCCAGCAGCUCCUAGCAGACGUCCAGCCCUCCGACUCUUUCCUCAUGGUGGAGACCACCGCGUACUUUGAGGCUUACAGGCAUGUCCUCGAAGGGCUCCAGGAGGUCCAGGAGGAAGACGUCCCCUUCCAAAGGAACAUUGUGGAUUGUGAUUCGCAGGUGAAGGAGCCGCGGUACUUGCUAAUGGGGGGUCGAUACGAUUUCACCCCCUUGAUCAAGACCCCGUCUGCCUAUGGGGAGUCUCUGAGGAGUGCAGAGAACCUAAGAUACUCCAGAGUGAAUGUCUUGGACCCCAACCAGUGGCCUUCUAAAGAGACCCUGAAACUGGAUGACUCCCAGAUGGAAGCCUUGCAGUUUGCUCUCACCAGGGAACUGGCUAUUAUUCAAGGACCACCUGGGACAGGCAAGACUUAUGUGGGUCUCAAAAUUGUUCAGGCCCUUCUAACCAAUGAACCUGUUUGGCAAAUUAGCCGCCAGAAGUUCCCCAUCUUGGUCGUGUGCUAUACUAAUCAUGCUUUGGACCAGUUUUUAGAAGGCAUCUACAAGUGUCUAAAGACCAGCGUCACGCGGGUCGGUGGAAGGAGCCACAGACUCCGCCACGCUCCACUUUGCUUCACAGGCAUCUGCAGGUGUCAGAAGACCAGCAUCGUCCGGGUGGGCGGCAGGAGCAACAGCGAGGUCCUGAAGCAGUUCACGCUGCGGGAGCUGAGGAACAAGCGGGAGUUCCGGCGCAACCUCCCCAUGCACCUGCGCAGGGCCUACAUGAGUAUCAUGACGGAGAUGAAGGAAUCCGAGCAGGAGCUGCAUGAAGGGGCCCAGACGCUGGAGUGUACCAUGCGCGGGGUGCUACGAGAACAGCACCUCGAGAAGUACAUCUCGCCGCAGCACUGGAACAGCCUCAUCAGCGGACCCGUCCAGGAUGGUGACUGGGUCUGCUACCAGGGCUGGAAGCACUCUCCUUCCAUGAUGCUGGAGUGGCUGGGCCUGGGAGUCAGCACGUUCACCCAGAGCGUUGCUCCCGGAGGGCCUGAGAACACAGCCCAGGCAGAAGGGGAGGAGGAGGAGGAAGAAGGGGAAGAGGAGGGCUCGCUGAUCGAGAUCGCAGAGGAGGCUGACCUGAUCCAAGCAGACCGGGUGAUCGAGGAGGAGGAGGAGGUGCGGCCCCGGCGGCGGAAGAAGGAAGAGAACGGGGCCGUGCAAGAGCUGGCGAAACUGCUGCUGGCCAUGCGGCUGGACAACUACGGCCCGGGAGCAGCCGCCGGGCAGGAGCAGGCCGCAGGAGAGUGGGAGAUGCAGCGCAGCCAGAAGAAGAAGAUGAAGAGCAAAGUCAAGGUUGAGCUUCGCAAGCUGAACACCAUGACCGAGGCAGAGGCCAAUGAGAUCCAGGAUGUCUGGCAGCUGGACCUGAAUUCCCGGUGGCAGCUUUACAGGCUGUGGCUCCAGAUGUACCAGGCUGACACGCGCCGGAAGAUCCUCAACUACGAGCGCCAGUACCACACCGCGGCCGAGAGAAUGGCCGAGCUGAGGCUGCAGGAAGACCUGCACAUCCUAAAGGAUGCCCAAGUCGUGGGAAUGACAACCACAGGUGCCGCCAAGUACCGCCAGAUCCUGCAGAAGGUGGAGCCUCGCAUCGUCAUCGUGGAAGAGGCUGCGGAAGUGCUGGAGGCCCACACCAUCGCCACGCUGAGCAAGGCCUGCCAGCACCUCAUUCUCAUCGGGGACCACCAGCAGCUGCGCCCGAGUGCCAACGUGUAUGACCUGGCUAAGAACUUCAACCUCGAGGUGUCCCUCUUCGAACGGCUGGUGAAAGCCAACAUUCCCUUUGUCCGUCUGAAUUACCAGCACCGCAUGUGCCCCGAGAUUGCUCGGCUCUUGACCCCCCACAUUUACCAGGACCUGGAGAAUCACCCCUCAGUCCUGAAGUACGAGAAGAUUAAGGGCGUCUCUUCCAAUCUUUUCUUUGUGGAGCAUAACUUUCCCGAACAGGAAAUCCAGGAAGGCAAAAGCCACCAGAACCAGCACGAGGCUCGCUUUGUCGUGGAGCUGUGCAAGUACUUCCUGUGCCAGGAAUACCUCCCCUCCCAGAUCACCAUCCUCACCACCUACACCGGGCAGCUCUUCUGCCUGCGCAAGCUCAUGCCCGCGAAGACCUUUGCCGGCGUCAAGGUACACGUAGUGGACAAAUACCAGGGGGAAGAGAAUGACAUCAUUCUCCUGUCGCUGGUGCGGAGUAACCAGGAGGGCAAGGUGGGUUUUCUUCAGAUCCCCAACCGCAUCUGCGUGGCCUUGUCCCGGGCCAAGAAGGGCAUGUACUGCAUCGGGAACAUGCAGAUGCUGGCCAGGGUGCCCUUGUGGAGCAGGAUCAUCCACACCCUCCGCGAGAGCGCCCAGAUCGGCCCCAGCCUCAGGCUGUGCUGCCAGAACCACCCCGAGACCCACACCUCUGUGUCCAAGGCGUCCGACUUCCAGAAAGUGCCCGAAGGCGGCUGUAGCCUGCCCUGUGAGUUCCGACUGAGCUGUGGGCAUGUCUGCACGCGGGCCUGCCACCCCUACGACUCCUUACACAAGGAGUUCCAGUGCAUGAAGCCAUGCCAGAAAAUCAUUUGCCCAGAUGGGCACCGGUGUCCCCGUGUUUGCUUCCAGGAGUGUCAGCCUUGCCAGGUCAAAGUACCCAAAGUCAUUUCUCGGUGCGGCCAUGAACAGAUGGUGCCGUGUUCCAUGCCCGAGUCGAAGUUCUGCUGCCAGGAGCCUUGCCCCAAAGUCCUCAAAUGCGGGCACGACUGCAGUCACCUUUGUGGCGAGGAGUGCGUGCGUCUGUGCUCGGUCAAGGUCUCCGUGAAGCUCAAGUGCGGGCACAGCCAGCAGGUGAAGUGUGGCAACGUGGAGGACCUCAUGUACGACCUGCCUGUGGAGUGCACCACCAAGUGUGACACGGUCUUGGCCUGCGGGCACCCUUGUCCCGGCACCUGCCACAGUUGCUUCGAAGGGCGCUUCCAUCAGCGCUGCCAGCAACCCUGCAAGCGCCUGCUCAUCUGCUCCCACAAGUGCCAGGAGCCCUGCAUCGGGGAGUGCCCGCCCUGCCAGCGCACCUGUCAGAACCGCUGCAUCCACAGCCAGUGCAAGAAGAAGUGCGGGGAGCUGUGCAGCCCCUGCGUGGAGCCCUGCGUCUGGCGCUGCCAGCACUACGAGUGCACCAAGCUCUGCUCGGAGCCCUGCAACCGGCCCCCGUGCUACGUGCCUUGUACCCAGAUGCUGGCCUGUGGCCACCCCUGCAUCGGGCUGUGCGGAGAGCCGUGCCCCAGCAAGUGCCGGGUGUGCCACCGGGAGGAGGUCACCCAGAUCUUCUUUGGCUCUGAGGACGAGCCGGACGCCCGCUUUGUGCAGCUGGAGGACUGUAACCACAUCUUUGAGGUGCAGUCGCUGGACCGCUACAUGAUCGAGCAGGAGGACGAUGAAGUGGCCAUCAAGUUAAAGGUCUGUCCUGUCUGCCAGGUGCCCAUCCGCAAAAACCUGAGGUACGGGACCAGCAUCAAGAAGCGCCUGGAAGAGAUUGAGAUUGUCAAGAAGAAGAUCCAGGGCUCAGCCGGAGACAUCGGCGACCGCCAGGAGCAGCUGAAGGGCAUGCUGGAGAAGAAGAGCCUCCUCUACCAGCUGCGCCAGGACGACUUCGAGAUGUUGGAGGAGAAGCUGGCUCAGAAGAACCUGUCCGUGAGGGACCUGGGCCUCGUGGAGAACUACAUCCGCUUCUACGACCACCUGGCUAGCUUGAGGGACUCUCUGAAAAAGUUCCAUGUGGUGGAAAAGUGGGGAGUGGAGAUGCGCCUGGAUCAGGUUCACGAGUGGAUUGCCAGGAAGCGGCUGAGCUUCAGCAGCCAGGAGCUGGACGACCUGCAGUGCGAGCUGCAGAGACUCACGUACCUGGUGAACCUCCUGACGCGCUGCAAGAUGGCCGAGGGCAAGAUGAGAGGCAGCACGUUCGAGGAGGUGCUCAGCGUGCGGCGCAUCCUGGAGAAAACCUGUAAGUUCACCCAGGAGGACGAGCAGCUCGUGCAGAAGAAGAUGGACGCGCUGAAAGCCUCCCUGCCCUGCUCUGGCCUGGGCAUCUCCGACGAAGAGCGGGUGCAGAUCGUCAAAGCCAUGGGCUUCCCGCAGGGCCACUGGUUCAAGUGCCCCAACGGCCACAUCUACGUGAUUAGCGAGUGUGGGGGCGCCACGCAGAGGGGCAAGUGCCCCGAGUGUAACGAGGUGAUUGGCGGCGUGAAUCACACACUCGAGAGCAGCAACCAGCUCGCUUCGGAGAUGGACGGAGCCCGGCACCCCGCAUGGUCCGACACGGCCAACAACCUGAUGAACUUCGAAGAGCUCCAGAGGAUGCUCUAGGAGGCGGCGCCCGCGGCCCUCCGCCCCGGCCACCCCGGCCACCCCGGCCACCCCGGUCGGCGCAGGCGGCUGCCUGGAGAAACGGAAGAUGGCUUUUUUCUAUUGUCUUUUAAUCGUAGCACCUAUUUAAGGAUCCACUUCUAGGGCUUGCCCACGUUUCUAGGUUUACCCCUGCGCUAGAAUAAGCACUUUACCUCCAGAACUGAGAGCAGAAUUAACAUUUCUCCUCUUUCUCUCUCUUGCAAGUUAGUGGACAGACUCCCUGGAGCAUAUCUGAGCUCCGCCUAGGGCUCUCCAGUGGUAUUUCUGGGUCUGACUCGAUCUCUUCCUGCAGCACGAAGGGCCAGAGUAUGAGUUCGGUUAUUAGGCUCAUGCUAACUCCCAGGCCGUCCAUAACUUGCAGACUAACUUCUAAUGACAGAGACCCAGAAUUACGAACUGUUUAUCCUUCCAUGGAGCACAAGAAUCCUGCCUGCCUUCCUCCUCGGCGGCAGUGACGCAGCAGACCCUUGACUGACACUGGCCCAGUCACAUCUUCACCGGGGGCUGGAGGGCUGAACACAAGUCUGCAGCCGGGGCCCUGUGCAGUCGGCCCGGGGAAGCAGGAGCGGGCCCUGUGCCCUUCCCGUGACCACUUUGGGGUGGUGAUCUCUGUGCCUGCAGUAGCAGUGCUGGUUCCCAGGGGACCCCAGUGGAACGGAACUGACAUCUGUCACCAGUAGCACCUCUCCAAGUCUCGACACCCGCCGCUGCAGGGUUAGCAUGAGAGCAGCUUCUGCAGGCCCCGCCCCACGCCAGCAGCCAGCCCCGCAGGCCUGCUGUCUGCCUACACAUUCUCGGUCCAGUGUUCCCUAGGACAGACACUUAGGCAUCUCAGGUCUUUCUAAUGUUGGCAAGAAAAACGCCCCUUUCCUAUGUAUGCAUUUCCUUUUUUGUCUUUACUAUGCACUUUAGCCUCUGAAGCCAAUUAAUAAAAACAAUGAUUGAGAAAA
This is a messenger RNA of Sorex araneus (European shrew), 7047 nucleotides long. It is a transcript of the gene ZNFX1, whose product is annotated as zinc finger NFX1-type containing 1. Gene Ontology annotation, molecular function: zinc ion binding; helicase activity. The record is from RefSeq and is a predicted model, not a curated record. Bases 218 to 6055 code for a protein of 1945 amino acids. NCBI's taxonomy places the organism in Eukaryota, Metazoa, Chordata, Mammalia, Eulipotyphla, Soricidae. Gene Ontology annotation, biological process: regulatory ncRNA-mediated heterochromatin formation. The transcript has 14 exons. Gene Ontology annotation, cellular component: nucleus; nuclear RNA-directed RNA polymerase complex.